Messenger RNA from Drosophila montana, 498 nucleotides. RefSeq names its product MICOS complex subunit MIC13 homolog QIL1. The coding region runs from base 97 to 498 and encodes 133 amino acids. The record is from RefSeq and is a predicted model, not a curated record. The transcript has a single exon. Gene Ontology annotation, biological process: cristae formation. Gene Ontology annotation, cellular component: mitochondrial crista junction; MICOS complex. NCBI's taxonomy places the organism in Eukaryota, Metazoa, Arthropoda, Insecta, Diptera, Drosophilidae.
AAAAAAAAAGAAGAAAAAUUACCAAAAAUUUAAAAAAAAAAAACGUGUUCAUUUUUCCGAUCAGGUCAUAUUCUUUAGCUAAUAAAGUUGGCCAAAAUGUUCAGCACAUUGAUGGCACGCACUGCUGCGAUAACGGUGGCCAUUUAUUUUACAAAUCGGGUCGGUGUUUGGGGUAAUACAGAAACGGCCGAUCAACUAUAUCAGCGCUUAGCCAAGGGCCUGGAGCCGAUGCGUCAACUGUUGCCGGUCAAGCUGCCAGCCCAGAGCGAGCUGAGCCUGAGGGCGCGUCAGUAUUACGAUCGCGGUAUUAAGGAGGGCAUACAAUUGAUGCGCCAGUUGCCCAACUAUGCGGGCCAACUGCUCGAAUUGGCCCGAAUUGGGCUCAACAAGCAGCCCACCGAUGAUACCGAUGAUGAAUACACCUGGCCGCCAGUUACAUCUGUUGCUGUUGAUAGCGAAGUAGCCGCAGUUACUGCCGCCAGCAAACAGCAGAAGUAG